AUGGAAAUCAUUGGAGAAUGUUAGAACUAUGUAAAUAUUUCAAUAAAUUAUUAAAAGGGAAAAAUGAGAAAUUAAAAAAAACUAGUAUAUAUUGUUAAGAAAAUGAUAGUUAUAGCAAAAUCUAUUAUGAUUAUAAAGUUUAAUAGGUCAUUCUAGGAUUAAUUAGAUAUUCACUAAAUUAAAUGGAUGAGAAAGAACAAGCACUUAAUUUAAUAUAUGAUUUUGUUGAUGAAAGAAGAUAUUUAACACAUGAAGGCGCUCCUCCAAAAGCAACUACAAAAUUUUAUAUAUUAAUAAAAAGAAAUUUUUCUUUAAGUUUUUUGA
Paramecium primaurelia is the source of this 324-nucleotide messenger RNA. The record is from the annotation of a GenBank genome assembly. NCBI's taxonomy places the organism in Eukaryota, Ciliophora, Oligohymenophorea, Peniculida, Parameciidae.